AUGGAGGAGGAGGGCGCGGUCGGCGAAUUGGAGGAGGAGGAGGAGGAGGAGGGCGCAGUCGACGAAUGGGAGGAGGAGGGCGCAGUCGACAUUGGCGUGUCUGACUCAGAGGAGGAGCUGGCGGUGCCUGCUCCGCGAUCAGCCAUUUUGCCCGCCGCUGCGGUGUUGCGCUCCAGCGCCGUCCGGAUGGGUGGCAACAGCAAGAAGUACGCGUUCGAGAACUUUGAGGACGGACUGUUUGAGGCUCGCGAGGUCAGCAUCGAGAAGCCGCCCGUCUACUUCCUCUCACGCGUCAACGAGCUGGGUGUGCUGACGAGCGUGAGCGAGCUCGGGCUGCUCUCUGCUGCUGCCGAAAAUGGUGUCUUCACCAAGCUCGAGAGCGUUGGCGCGUUCAGCGCCGUCGAGAGCUUGCUGAAGACCGGCAUCGUGGAGAAGCUCAAGCUGCUCUCGACCUUUGAGUCUCUCCUGGAUGUGGACGCCGGGCUCAUCUACACUGGGGCAAACUUUUGUCUCGCCCUGCUGCCCACCGUCGUGACUCUCGAGAUUUGCGGCUUCCUCCCAAAGCAUGGACCCGGCGUCACCGCGGUCGAGAGUCUCUUCUGCCUGAGCACGGGCGCCGUCGGCGUCGCUCUCUUUGUCGCAGCCUUUUUGAUUGGCGUCCUGCAAGAGGACCCGGAGGACACGCGCAUCUUCAAGUGA
Messenger RNA from Emiliania huxleyi CCMP1516, 699 nucleotides. RefSeq lists its product as hypothetical. The transcript is spliced from 2 exons. The record is from RefSeq and is a predicted model, not a curated record. Lineage: Eukaryota; Haptophyta; Isochrysidales; Noelaerhabdaceae. Bases 1 to 699 code for a protein of 232 amino acids.